UACCCAUUCUGAACAUCAUCACCGUCCUCGAGCUGAACGUUGAGCAGAUGCUAGCUUGAGAUUACACAUGCACAUAGUACUACGAAAGUUGCGCCUCCACUGACGGGCCAAUCGACUAUCGCCCUCGGCGACGACGCAACGGACUACGAAUCAACCCCGAGAGGCCAAGCCUGUCGCCCGCUUCCCGAGUGGUGGGGUGAGACGCUUGUCGCUCGGUCAACCGGUACCGUCCCAUCCUUUCAAAAGGGUACAAAAGGGUGACUCGUGAUGUCAACUUACAUCCUCAUCCCUCAACCAUCCCGUUCACGGCUACACCUCACCUCGUUGAGACCAGCGUCUCCAUCUCGAUAAAACCCUCCGCCAUGUCUGACAGCUCCGUCCAGUCCCAGCUCUGCUCGGACCUCUUACCCCGGGAAGCUAUCAUCGAUGCCCUGUAUCGAGCUGAGACGGCAUUCGACUCGAAUGACAAGGCUCUGUUCGAGACCAGCGUGACGGACGACAUGGUCUUCACCAUGAAUGGAGGGACUGUCAGCUUUGGCAAGGAUGCCCUCUGGGGAUUCAUCUCGUCCAAGGAUACGACACACUUUGCGAGCAACAUCCGCGUCAUGUACGCUUCCGGAAGCGAUACUGCCAAGAUGACAUUCACGGGUCUCGCUCAGCAUUACGGGGGAGGGACCGGGAACGACCUCAAGGCACCGUACUUCCUUGCUGGAGGACUCAACAAGGUUGAUCUGGUCAAAGGCUCCGUGGAAGGAGUAGAAGUUUGGAAGAUCAAGCAUUGGGCGAUGGACAGGAUCUGGGCGCAGGGCGACCAAGGAGUUCUCCACUGAUAGGCCAGCCUCGAACCGAUGCCACACCUCGGUCAUGGGAUUAGAUGCAAGCCUUUCAUGCCGUUCUCAUCUAGGCCUCCAUCCCGCAUGCUCA
Messenger RNA from Kockovaella imperatae, 924 nucleotides. RefSeq lists its product as hypothetical. The record is from RefSeq and is a predicted model, not a curated record. The transcript has 3 exons. NCBI's taxonomy places the organism in Eukaryota, Fungi, Basidiomycota, Tremellomycetes, Tremellales, Cuniculitremaceae. The coding region runs from base 363 to 830 and encodes 155 amino acids.